Molecule: messenger RNA, 143 nt
Organism: Scutellospora calospora
Lineage: Eukaryota; Fungi; Glomeromycota; Glomeromycetes; Diversisporales; Gigasporaceae
Source: the annotation of a GenBank genome assembly
AUUUGGUGAAAGUAAUCAAACUAUUAGAAGAUACUACUCAACAUGAAUCGCUUAAGGCUUUUUUUUCUGACCUUUACCAACUUAAAACAACAAUUGGCAUCCGAAAACCUAUCAUAUCCAUGGCAAAUAUGACACUAACUUGA